UUGCGCGAUGCGGUGGAACUGGAAGACCGGGGAGUGCGGACGGUGGUGGUGCACACCAGGGCAUUUCGGUCGGCGGCCGAGCAGCAUAUCCUGUCGCUGGGCCGACCCGACUACCUGGGGUCGGUGUACCUCCAGCAUCCGGUGGCGGCCCUCGACACUGCGGCCAUUGAGUCGCGGGUUGACGCUGUGGCUCCGGAGAUCGUGGCGGCGCUGUUGGGACACGACCGCGAAGCCUAG
Molecule: messenger RNA, 237 nt
Organism: Geodia barretti
Lineage: Eukaryota; Metazoa; Porifera; Demospongiae; Tetractinellida; Geodiidae
Source: the annotation of a GenBank genome assembly